CCCCAUCCCCUCUGAUGGCGUACGUGCGGAAUGCAGGGCCGGUAGUGGCUGGCUUAUGAGAGACAUGGGGUGGUGACGUAGGCAGCUGGCUGGGAAAGGUCUUUUGGUUCACCUCCAUAAGUAAUGGUAGGAAGCAGUCAUACCGGCAUCUUUGCUUAAAGAGUGAACACCGGAGGAUAUAAAACGAACGAACAGAAGUGCCUUAUCGGACUUAUCAACUACAAGACGAGGAUGUCUCCCGCGGAGGACUGCGAGAAGGCCGUGCUCAGGCAGUGCAUGCAGGCCCGCUCCCAGCUGGAGACCGCCAUCGCCGGAGUGACCCGGGCCGAGGCCAUGCUGAGGGACAACUCCAGAGAGGUGAAGUCCCAGCUGCACAGCUGCAUCAGCAGACACCUGGAGUUCCUGCGCUCGCGCGAGGUCUGGCUGCUCGAGCAGAUCGACAUCGUCCAGCAGCUGAAAGAGGAGGCCCUGCAGCAGCAGCUCCAGCAGCUCCACUGGCUCCGGGGCCAGUUUGACACCCUGAUUCAUCAGCUGGAGAAUUCCAACAGCUACGAUCUGGCCAAUCAGCUCACCAGCUGCCUGGAGAAGUUAUCCACUCUUAACCUGAAGCCUGAGGAGACCCCCGAGAUGAGCUUCCAAGCUGACGUACUGUCUCUCCGCCAGGCCAUCACCUCCUUCGGGACCAUUUCCACACAGCAGAUGGACACCACUCCCAGCACCCUGAAGAGCACCAGCUAUGACAGACCCUGGCUGCAGCAAAGCUGUCCCCUCGCUGCCAAGAAGCAGAGGGUGGAGCCUGAGUGUGGGACACCCCUCGCUGAUUGGCUCCUCGGGAGCUGCCCAGUGUCCAGUGGUCCAAUUAUAUACCAGUCCAGCAAGAACCCUCAGGAUUGGCUGGUUACCUCUGUGGAGAGGACCCAGGCCACCCGUCCUCUGGUGCCGUUUGAUUUCCACAAGGCCUGGGGCCAGCUGAAGGACCUGGAGGCGUGGCUGGUGAAGGAGAAGGCCCCCGCCAGGGAGCGGACCAUGAGCACCGCCAGCACCAGCUCCACCUUCUCCAUCGAGAAGAUCGACGAGUCCGAGUUCAACCUCGCCAUGGAGGAUGAGGAGGAGCAGGGGGAGGAGGAGGAUGCGGCCGAGAUCAGCGACUGGCUCGUCACCCCGCACCCCGCCGCCGGGGAGAAGGGCGACGCCCCAGAGAGCGGCCUCUCGGACGCCGACAAGUGGAAGCAGGUGUUCCGGCCCUUCCAGGAGGGCUUCUCCUCCAGCGACUGGCUGCCCAAGUCCGACUGCGGCUCGUGCUGCGCCACCCGCACCACAGCGGUGGAGAUCGAGAACCUGGGCAAGCUCAAGUGCCUGAAGCAGAGCCCCCCCGCCUCGCCCGUUGCCCCCGCCCCCGCCGCCACCGAGGCCUGGCUGCUGCAGGCCCUGCCCGUCCACGUGGAGCAGGUGUGCAAGGCCAACGAGCCCUGCUCCAGCUUCUCCGACUGCGUCUGCGACGACAACUGCGGCAAGGAGGCCCUCAGCGCCUGGCUGCUGAAGAAGGAAGGGCGCGACAAGAACGGCGUCAUGACGGACAAGAACGGCGUCCCGACGGACAGGAAGGGCAAGGCGUCGCCCACCCAGCAGCAGAAGGUGGAGGCCAUCCUGGAGGCCUGGCUGCACCCGAGCCGGGCCGGCUCGCCCGCGCCGUCCUCCCUCUCCACCUGGGUGUCGCCCGCGUCCCGGGGCGAGGAGAAGGCCAGCCGGGAAGAGCGCAGCUGCCAGUUCAAGAGCGCCCCGUCGGAGAACCCCUUCUACGGGCCCCUGCAGACGGAGGAGUGGGUGAUUCCCGCCAAAAAACACAGUCCCGGUCCCAGCGAGACGCAGUGCCACGUGGACACAAAGACGGGCAGUGACACGGAGGAGGACAAGUGGCUAAUGCGCAAGAGGGCCCAAGUUCAGGAGCGGUAUGGCCUUCCUACAGUAUGUGACCUGUUUGCCUGUAUGAAGCUGGGUGGAGACAAAGAGAAAUGGCUGCACAGUGCCCCUAUACAGAUGUGAAAUCCAGAUUAGUUAGCUAUUGAAGAUUGUAAGGAGCCACUGAAUUGCUGAUCAUCGCACACAAACAUCGCCAAUCGCCUUUCCUCGCAGCUCUGUAGGGACUGGAAUGCUUUCUGUCUUUCUCUCUCCCUGAGUAGUGGGGUUUUUAUGUUUCCGGACGUCCACAGAAAGGCGGUCUCUCCUCCUUGGGCUGAAACGCAGGCGGAGGCAGAGACCCGUGAGACCCGCCAGUCUGGCCCAAGCGAGCUCUCUGCUGAUUGCGCACAGUCUGCGAAAGCCUCUGAUUCAGCUAACAGGGUCCUCACGGCAGCACACCGAGCAAGCAGGGCCUCGGAGAAACGCACAACCCUCCGCGGUCCUCUCUGUAUAAGCUAACGAUCGAAGCGAUUCGAUACCUGUCUGAAAAAAAAAAAAAAAGCUCUCAUCCCAGAACAGCCUAAGGGGCUCGCUUGGACCAGACCAAGGCUCACAUGUGACCAAGCUCUCGAGAGUCACCAUUUGGGGAGGUGACAGUUCGGAUGGGUGGGAAUAAAUUUAAGGAUAUUUAUUUUAAUCAGCUGUCUUAAAAAAACUUUUUUUAAACUUUAAAGAGUUAUUCACUCUACAGCGUAUGGGGGGACAGCCACUUUUGCUCAUCUGUGCAGUUUGAAAAUGCCAAUUUUUUUUUUUCUUUUCACUUUUUUGUUCGUGUUUCUUUCCCUACCUAAAACAGAGUAGCAUGUGACAGGCUGUGUAGUCACUCUAAUUGAUUUUUAUUUGAUUUUUAUUGGUAUGAAUACCAAUUACCCUGGUCUUGCAGUGUCUUACGGCAUUGGCGUCCUUGCAGCAUACUGUUGACAGGCACAGCUUACAGCAUUGAAUUAACGGAAAAUUUGAAGGUGAAAUAGUUCUGUCUUGUUGCUGUGAAGGAGUCUAAUACCACAGAGUAAUUAAGGUGUGGAGUGGGUGCUAAAUAAUCCCAGAUAUAUGCAUUAUUGGAAUUCUGUAACCAGCUAUUUUUUUUGUUUUUACGUCAUGCUCAAAGUUUGCCCUGUUGUGUUCCGCACACCAGCUUUAUUGGUCAUGCACAUUAGUCCAAGACAUGUUCCAUCAGCUGUGAAAAGAAUUUGCGCGUGGAGCAUCGCAAGCACAGUUCUGACUCGAUCUUCAGUCACGAUGUGCAUUUAGCGCACGUCUCCUUUGGCAUGGCCAAAAAGCUGGGUUUGGGAGCGCAAUAAAGCGGACAUUCAGCAUGUAGUAACAAAAGGAAUUUAAAAUCAAAACUAUAAUCGUGAAUAUUAAUGCUUUAGCUUAUAUUACUGUGUAACAGGUAGCUCUAAUAAACAUGCUUUAAAUGUUUGAUCUUUGCAUACAAAGGUGGGUGAGGAUGUUAUAACAAUAACUACCAAGAUCAGCCUCGGUCUUAGAUCCUUCCUGUUCCAGUGAGAUGUUGCUGGCGGGACAGCUAGGGACUCAAAUUCUACUACCUGUGAUUCUGUACUUCACCCUGGACCUCGUUGGCCUGUUCAGGGCACAGCAGCCAAGCUGUUGAGUUGACCUGGAUGCCGUUAUGUCCGUCCUCAUCCUCUUGCACUCUCUCCCUCUGUGUACCCUGGGUAGCCUCUGCCAUACCCCAGAGCUACAUAUACAAAGUUCUUUGGUCGUAUUUAAGACUAGAUAGAGCUCUUCACAUUAUUGCUAUACAAGUCCUUUCCACUGCUGUGGUAUCAAUUACCAUAUGUAACUCUUAAUAAAAACAAGGGGGAAAAAA
This is a messenger RNA of Megalops cyprinoides (Indo-Pacific tarpon), 3793 nucleotides long. It is a transcript of the gene ncoa4, whose product is annotated as nuclear receptor coactivator 4. NCBI's taxonomy places the organism in Eukaryota, Metazoa, Chordata, Actinopteri, Elopiformes, Megalopidae. Gene Ontology annotation, molecular function: transcription coactivator activity. The transcript has 10 exons. Gene Ontology annotation, biological process: response to hormone; intracellular iron ion homeostasis. The record is from RefSeq and is a predicted model, not a curated record. The coding region runs from base 232 to 2043 and encodes 603 amino acids.